CGACGACGUGUAUCGUUAUUGAUGGAACACAUGGAUGGGGUCAUUCCGACAGGCACUCAUGGACUCGCAUGCAGACAGACAUGAAGUGAAAAACCAAAGUCAUCACCCCCCCCUCCCUCUCCACUCUGACCAAUCUCUCUCGGACUCAUCCAUCUCUCCGUGAGGUGUGGGCGUCAUGGAUGUGAGGUAUGCUGCGCACUGAACCGAUUCCGGUCAGUGAGUGUCAUACAUCGCCGUACACAGCCGCCUAGCCCUUCCUUCUCAUCCUCUUGUCUGCCUGUCUGUCGGAUGACUCGCAUGUCCCGAUCGGGAAAGCCAGCCAUGCGUCUUCUUCUCUCAAAAUCUCCACUUCAUGCGCCAGGCCAACCACACACACACACACACACACACGCGCGCACAAGCACAUCCACGCAACACAAGUCAAGUACAGGCGAAGACACACGAGAGACGGCAGGCAGGCAGCUGCAUCGUGCGCACCACAUGCUCUCGUCGGCCGUCAGGGGCCACGAUUGACUGGUCGAGUCGAUCAUUCGCAGAGCCCAACGACGUCGAUCUCCAGUGGUGAUCACUCAGCAACGCCCGCCCGCCCGCCCGGAGCGGGUUCCAUGCAUUUAUGCCGCGACAGCGAUGUUGAGGCCGGUGCCGGGGCUGACGACGCCGUCCUUGGCCGCCAUGAUGGCGAUCAGGUCCACCAGACGUGUGGAAUAGCCCCACUCGUUGUCAUACCUACGCACACACACACAUACACACACAUGGACCGGCGAGAAGUCCAUGAAGGGUGUUUGUGCGGGUGAGUGUUCGUGUGUGGUGGCGACACUGACCAUGAGACGAUCUUGACGAAGUUGGGGUUGAGCAUGAUGCCGGCCGAGGCAUCGAACACGGUCGAGCACUCCUCGCCAACGAAGUCCUUCACAGACAUCAACCACACACAUCCAUCUGUCCACCCAUCUGUGUGCCCUGGCUGCCGCGUACACACAGGUACCUGUGAGACGAGUGCCUCCUCGGUGUAGCCCAUGACGCCCUUCAUGUAAGUCUCGGAUGCAUCCUUGACUGCCGCCUUGAUGUCGUCCCAGCUGGUGGACUUCUCCAGCCGGCAGGUCAAAUCGACCACAGACACAUCGAUGGUCGGCACGCGGAACGCCAUGCCCGUCAGCUUCCCCUUCAUCUCGGGCAUGCACUUGGCAACAGCCUUGGCGGCACCUGCAUAGAGAGCAGACCGCACACACACGGCAGAGAACUCCGCAUUGAUGUCUCCCUAGGCGUGUGUGUAUGUUGUAGGUGUGUACCAGUGGACGAUGGGAUGAUGUUGGCACCAGCGGCGCGGCCUCCCCUCCAGUCCUUCUUGGAGGACGAGUCGACCACAUACUGGGAGGCGGUGGCGGCGUGGACGGUCGUCAUCAGACCCUCAGCAAUCCCGAACUUGUCAUGGAUCACCUUGACGAUCGGGGCUAGACCUGACCAUGAAUCGGCCAGACAGACACACAAAUACAGGCAGGCAUGACGCCAGCUCGUCUCUGUCUGUGUAGUGUUUAGUGCGUUGCAUACCGUUGGUGGUACACGACGCGCAGGAGACGACCUUCAUGUCGGGCUGGUAGUCCUUCUCGGCGUUGACACCCACCACCAAUGUCGGUGUCUCGGCGUCCUUGGCAGGGGCAGAGAUGACCACCUUCUUGGCACCCUUCGGGCUGACACAACACACACACACACACACAGAGAGAGAGAGAAGAAUAUCCACUUGCCGUCUCAAUGGGCUCGUGUGUUGGGUUUUUGGCUCGGUCGCUCACCGGUCGGUGUGCUUGAGGCAUCCCUCCGUGGUGCAGAAAGCGCCGGUCGACUCGCAGACGUAGUCGACGCCGGCCUCCUCCCAGGGAAUUUCAGUGGGGUCGCGCGUGUCGCUGAGUGUGAUGGCGUGGCCGUUGACCACCAGCUUGCCGUCCUUGACCUCAGCAGUGCCCUUGAAGCGCCCGUGGGCAGAGUCGUACUUGAGGAGGUAGGCCAUGUACUCGGGGGCCAUGGGGGAGUUGACAUGCUUGACAACCAUGUCGUCCCUCUCCAUGGCAAUCCGGAAGACCAGCCGACCGAUGCGGCCGAAGCCGUUGAUGCCGACCUUGAUGGGCGAGUUGGGGUCGGACGACAUGGUCAGCAGCUGCUUGGCCGACACCAUGCGGGCGGGGGACGCCAGGGAGUGGCGGGGGCGGAGGAAGGUGCGGGUGGAGGGGGCAGACACGGCCGGCAGGAAGCCCUCAGACUGACACACAGACAGACAGAGAUGCAUCACACAGAGGGGCGGUGGAUGGAUGUGUGUCUGUGUACCUGUGCGAGCAUGGUGUUGAGGAUGUUGAGCUCCUCCUCCCUGCUGUCCUCCUCCUGCGCGUAGUUGGACGCGAUGAGCUGGCAGAGGUCCAUGCUCUCCACAUCCUCGGGAGUGGUCGUCUCGUCAGUGAUGAUCCCCUCGCGCACCAUGUCAGACACAACCGCCUUCAACUCGCCAUCAGUGAAGUGGCUCUGAAAAGGCGGACAAAGGCAGGAGCGAUGUGCAUCAUUAGUGUUGUGUGGACGUGCAGGGUGGGCUGCCUAACCAUGUAGCAGUGGUCGUCUGUGGUGAGGAGCUUGAGGUAGCUGUCGUCCAGGACGCACUGCUGCUCCUGCGUGUACUGGCAUCGUGGGUGCUCCUCACACGCACUCACCUCGUCGUCAUACUCCUGGCAACUCGCAUCCGUGUACUCGCCUGCACCAGCCACCGGCCACACAACACACAUGAGAUGAGAGAUCUGCACGAUGUGGCAGAUCUAUGCGUCUGCAUGCGGUGCCGCUGACCGAACGCAUUGUGGAAGUAGACGUUGAGCUCCCGCCCCUCAUUGGUGUCGACGAAUCUGAAGUGCUUGGGGGCGAUGAUAUCGGGAGAGCAGUCCGUGGCCGAGGCAGCCACGCAGCCCAGCACCAACACGCACAGCACGCACUUCAUCGUCGAGCAGAACGAGAAC
Messenger RNA from Vitrella brassicaformis, 2984 nucleotides. NCBI's taxonomy places the organism in Eukaryota, Vitrellaceae. The record is from the annotation of a GenBank genome assembly.